Molecule: messenger RNA, 1471 nt
Organism: Onychomys torridus (southern grasshopper mouse)
Lineage: Eukaryota; Metazoa; Chordata; Mammalia; Rodentia; Cricetidae
Gene: Wdr89
Product: WD repeat domain 89
Exons: 2
Coding region: 83-1243 (386 amino acids)
Molecular function (GO): protein binding
Source: RefSeq, a predicted model, not a curated record
GUGGGCAGAGCGUGGUUUUUCCUCCAGCUCCAGUGUGGGGUUUGCUGCCGAGAGCUGUAUACCUGCGGAUGUUGCUGCUGACAUGGAGAGGAUCGAGGAACAAUUUGCUAAUCUACAUAUUGUUCGACGUUCCUCGGAACCGGAAGAGCCCACUUACCUGCUUGGUAUAGACACAUCGAAGGCUGUCCAAGCGGAACAAAGGAGCUUGGUUGCUGUUCUGUGUUCAAAUGGGUCAAUAAGAAUAUAUGAUAAAGAGACACUAAAUGUACUACGAGAAUUUAGUGGCGCUCCCGGACUUCUUAAUGGAGUCAGGUUUGCACAUUCCUGUGACAAUGUCUAUUCUGCAAGUACAGAUGGCACUGUGAAAUGUUGGGAUGCUCGGUUAGCUAGUGAAAAGCCCGUGCAGUUGUUCAAAGGUUACCCUUCCAAUAUUUUUAUCAGUUUUGAUGUCAACUGCAACGAUCAUAUCAUUUGUGCUGGUACAGAAAAAGUUGAUGAUGAUGCACUGUUGGUAUUCUGGGAUGCAAGGACCACAUCUCAGGAUUCGUCUACUAGAGACCCACUUGGUGCCUAUUCAGAGACACACAGUGACGAUAUCACUCAAGUACGGUUCCAUCCCAGCAAUCCCAACAUGGUCGUCUCUGGUUCAACUGAUGGCCUGGUAAAUGUGUUUGAUAUCAGCAUCGAUAAUGAAGAGGAUGCGCUGGUUGCGACCUGUAACUCCACUUCAUCAGUGAGCUGUAUUGGCUGGUCUGGAAGAGAUUAUAAACAGAUUUACUGCAUGACACACGAUGAAGGAUUUUGUUGGUGGGAUCUGAACCAUUUGGAUACUGAUGAGCCAAUUACAUGUUUGAACAUCCAGGAUGUGAGAGAAAUAACUGAUGGAAAGGAAGGUCAUUUGGACUACCUGAUUGGUGGCCUAUAUCAUGAAAAGGUGGACAGGCUGUUUGUUAUUGGAGGAACCAACACAGGAAGGAUUCACCUAAUGAGCUGCACCUCGUCAGGCCUGAGCCGUGUGACCAGCCUUCAGGGGGGACAUGCAGCCACUGUUCGUUCUUUCUGUUGGGACGUUUCCGAGGACUCUCUGCUGACGGGAGGAGAAGAUGCACAGUUGUUGCUCUGGAAGCCUGGAGCUAUGGAGAAGACCUUCACAAAGAAGGGCACCUUGAAAAUAGCUUCCUCCGUACAGCAGCGAGUUCGAGUCCACAGCAGCGAUUCUUACAAGAGAAGGAAACAGCAGUGACGUCGCCGUGCUGGGAAUUUGCAGGCUCUUCCAGUUUCAAAUCAUUUUUGCUACCUGUAGCAAAUGUUUUUAAAGCUUACCUGUAAAAACAGCAAUUAGCAAACAGUCCCAGACAAAUAUUGAGAAUGAUUUAGCGUGUGUCCUGACAUACUCUAUAAUGUUUUUUAAAGCCUCCAGUUGAGUAUAAGAAUCAGUGACGGGUUAGGGAUUUAGCUCACUGGUAGAGCA